Polyodon spathula (Mississippi paddlefish) is the source of this 4451-nucleotide messenger RNA. It is a transcript of the gene cdh5, whose product is annotated as cadherin 5. Gene Ontology annotation, molecular function: cadherin binding; calcium ion binding. Lineage: Eukaryota; Metazoa; Chordata; Actinopteri; Acipenseriformes; Polyodontidae. The coding region runs from base 266 to 2578 and encodes 770 amino acids. The record is from RefSeq and is a predicted model, not a curated record. The transcript is spliced from 12 exons. Gene Ontology annotation, cellular component: plasma membrane; catenin complex; adherens junction. Gene Ontology annotation, biological process: homophilic cell-cell adhesion; cell morphogenesis; regulation of establishment of cell polarity.
UGUUAUCAGCUAAACCAGAGAGUUGGACAUCUGUGUGGUUGUGCUGCUGCAUCGUCUUUCUGUUACUGGAUACAGUAUUGAUUUUUUUAAUUAUUAUUAUUAUUAUUAUUAUUAUUAUUAUUAUUAUUAUUAUUAUUAUUAUUAUUAUUAUUAUUAUUAUUCAUUUUCUUUUUCUUUUGUGUGUGUCUUUGUGACCGCACUCGAAUAAAAAGAGCCUGCAUUUCAACAUCAGUAGGGUACAAGGCCCUCUUCAUUACAGUCAAGGAUGGAUGUUCUACUGUGGGUUGUUUGUUUUAUCAUUAGCCAAAUUCUUGCCACCGAUGGUAUAGAAAAUACAAGAACUGUUUUGAAGACAUAUGAUAACAGCAGAUCUGUUCUGCACAGACACAAAAGAGAUUGGAGAUGGAAUACAUUGUAUACUGAUGAAGAAAAAAAAACAACUCUACCACAUUUAAUUGGAAAGCUGUCAUCUACAAAGGUCAAUGGAAGUGCAAGGUUUGUUAUAGAGGGAGAAGGAGCUAAUACCAUUUUUAAAGUGGAUGAUCUUGGUGAUAUAUAUGCCUGGAAGACACUGGAUCGUGAAGAAAAGUCCAUCUAUCACCUCCGAGCUCAAAUAUUUGACAAAAUAACCAACAAGCAGUUGGAACCAGCAUCAGAGUUUGAGAUCAAGCUUAAUGACAUCAACGACAAUGCUCCUAGAUUCACACACAAUAGAUAUAAUGGCUCUGUUAAAGAGAUGUCUAAACCAGGAACCAGCGUGUUGCAAGUAAUAGCUGUUGAUCCAGAUGACUCCUCGGUGUCAGGCCAUGCCAGGGUCACAUACAGUAUCAUUAAAGGAGGAGAGAACUUCCGUAUUGAUUUAGACACAGGAAUAAUUACAUCAUCUAAUAUGUUGGACAGAGAACAACAGAAAACAUAUGAAUUGAUUGUGAGGGCUAAGGAUAUGCCAGAUUAUGAAGGAGGCUUUUCAAGCACUGCAUCUGUAAUAAUUACCCUGGAGGACAUAAAUGACAAUGUGGCAACAUUUACAAAGAAACAGUACACAAUUUCUGUGUUAGAAGAUAGACCUAUUGGAUCUGAGGCUGGGAUGCUCCAAAUUGAAGAUAAAGAUGAGCCACAGAACACAAAUCCAAUGUUCAGUUUUGUGAAACGAGAUUUUAGGGGUCUCUUUGACGUUGUUUCAGACAAUAUCACAAAGAAUGCGGUCAUUGUUUUAAAACAGCCCCUUGACUAUGAGAAAGUAAAGACGUACACUAUGGAAGUCGAAGUGACUGAAAUCACUACAGUCCCCCCUGGUAAAAGGGAGGUACAGGGUAACACCAGGGCGAUGGUGUUUCUCAAUGUUAUAGAUGUAGACGAGCCUCCUGUAUUCCAGCGUCCUUCUUACUUCUUCAGUAUUUUUGAGAACGCCUCCCUUGGCACUCAUGUAGGCUCUGUUUUUGCAGCAGAUCCAGAUGAAGCCCGGAAAAGUGUAAGAUACUCCAUCAAUGGAGGAAAUGCUAUCACGAUUAACAGAGACUCUGGAUCUAUUAAAACAAGUAAUAACCUGGACCGGGAAAUGAAUGCCUGGCACAAUGUCACUAUCACUGCAGUAGAAGACGGUCCUGGAGGUAAAGAAUCCACAGUUUCUAUGUUCUUGAAGGUUCUUGAUAUAAAUGACAAUUCUCCAAAAUUGGAUUAUGAAUAUGACCUCUUUGUAUGUGCAAAUGCCAGACCUGGAAAGGUAAUACAGACAAUUGCCGCUAGUGACAAAGAUGAAAUGACUACUGGACAAAAAUUAAGCUUCUAUUUAGAUCAUGCCCACAGCAACUUCUCACUUGUGGACAAUCAUGACAACACAGCGAACAUUACUUUAAAACAAGGGGGCUUUAACCCAGAUGAAAAGAAAACAUAUUUCCUUCCUGUCAUUAUCUCUGACAAUGGUAAGCCGCAGCUCAUAAGUACCUACACCCUGGAGAUUGUAGUCUGUGGAUGUGACGCGAAUGCAGAAGCAGAGGCCUAUUCCUGUAGGGGACUCUACAAAGAGACGAGAGUUAGUGCCCACGCCCUUGCAGUCAUUCUACUCUGCAUCGUCGCCAUUUUAGUCAUCACAUUGUUCAUUGUCAUAAGAAAAUUCAAGAAAGACUCACUGGUCAGUUUGGGAAAGAGCUCCGGAGAAAUCCACGAGCAGCUUGUGUCGUAUGAUGAAGAAGGGGGCGGAGAAAUGGACACUAACGGUUACGAUGUCUCUGUGCUCAACUCAGUUCGGCACAACAGCAUGAGGCCUAGACCAGAGGCACAGCCUGGGCCUUGCCUAUACGCAACAGUCCAGAAGCCUGCAGCAAAGGGUGACAUGGCCGUCAUGAUUGAAGUGAAGAAGGACGAAGCUGACCACGACCGAGAUGGGAUCCCCUACGACACACUGCACAUCUACGGAUACGAAGGCUCAGAGUCUCUGGCCGGGAGUCUCAGCUCCCUAGAAUCUGCUUCAUCUGACUCGGACCUGGACUACGACUUCCUAAACGACUGGGGGCCUCGCUUUAACACAUUAGCUGAACUCUAUGGUGUAGACGGCACUGAGAACGGCUAUGAAUAUUAAUUCUUCAACAAUUAUUAUUGUUGUUAUUUUUUUUUUUUUUUUGGGAGGGGGCGGGUAUUUUGCUAAAGUAAGUAAGUAAUAAGGGUGCUCAAACAGAUCAUUAAGUAACCAAUUUUUUAGUUUUUUUUUUUUUAUAUUCAAUGGAAUGGCAAGAAGGGAAAUAUUGUUGGUUAUAAACUGGCGGAAAACAUUGCUGGUAUUUAGCUGUUGACAUGUCCAACAGAAAAAAUAUAAUUUUAACAGGAAAAACUGACAAUAUAGUGCAGGAAUAUUUUGGAACAGCUUUUGCAUGCCUUUGAUGGCAAUUAUGAUGUAUUUGACAGCUUAGUGACAUAGAUACUGUGGAAGGCUAUGACAGAUCUACUGCCUACAUUGCAAGCAAUUUCUACAUAUAUCAUCCCAAUAUAAACUGUUAUAAUGUGAAACCCCAAAUCACGUUAUGGUUUUCACAUUAUAACAGAAAGAAGAUGUUUACUCUGUAUAUGUUGAUCAUGUCUGUCCAUAUUCACCUACAUCCAUUAAACAUUAACUAUCUGCAUUACACACCGUUUACAUAACGUUCCUAAGCUUUCUGUCCAGAAUUACAUGUUUGCAAAUGUUCUGUCGAUGCUGGAUUCACUUAAUAGAGGCUUACUGUUUGUUUUCCUGUUUAGCACCCUUGAAUCCAGUGCCUAAACAAUGCAAAAGAAAAAUAAAACACUAGAAUGAACUUCCUGAACUUCUGUUUCAGCGGAAACACGAUUCCUGCACUGUCAUUAUAAAGUUUUUAUAGCACAUUGUUUGGUUCUUCCUGUUUGCAAGGCUGGAAAGAAAUUUGUUCGGGAAUAAUACUGUUCUUUUGAUCAUACUGCCUGUACCUAAAGGCCAGGAUCCAUUCCUUGUUCCUAACCGAAUAAUAGUUCUUAAAACAACCAUGUUCCACAUCCAUUUUCAAUGUUUUUCAAAUUCAGAUGUAAUUCGGCCCACCUGUGCUCAUCCAGGUCAUAGUAGCUGGUUGUUCUCAAACUACCCUCUGUGCAAAGUCUGUCUCAGCUUAAUUUCCAGCUGUGUCCCGUGGUCCUGGUUUCUGAACUGUGCUUCAAGUGUUUUUUAACAUAAAGUUUAAAAAACUUAAAUCGAGUCUCUCUGAUUAUGCUGUAUGUUAAAUAAAUAAGGCUCAAUGCAUUCCUUCACCUGUCUUUAUUGCCCCUGGAUUAGUGUCUAUGUUGGCCUCUCCAAGGUUAACAAACAUUCACAAAAAGUUAACAAAAAAAUAAGUAAAUUAUAAAAAUGUAAUUGUGCAUUGUGCGAGCAAGUUGUUAAAAUGGAAAGAUCUGUCUCACAAGAGUCAUUAAGGUCAUUAAAAUGAUGCAAUUGUAAAUUCUACCUUGAUAUUCACAACUGCCUAAAGUUUUUAAAUACUGGGCCCUGUUCACAAAAGUUUAAAAAAUGUUUUGAAAACUAUUUUCGUAGAUUAAACAAUUAUUUUGAAAACUAACAAUAAACUCUAAAACAGUGGGAAAUAGUUUUGUGCUCUGCAAACUCAAUUACUAAAAUGGGACUUUUAAAAAGUCUUUUAUUUGGGCUUUUAAUGAGAACAUAUAACUGUGUUCCUGUAAACAGCAAGUGUGAAACUAUUAACUACCACUUUAUUUGAUGUGUUUUUUAUUAUAUAUGGGUUUAAGGUUGAUUAUUUUAUAAUACUUUUAAUUUCUGCUUUAUAAUGUUUUGAUUAAUAAGCCAUUGUAUAUGUGAACAAUUUAUAUUAUUUUCUACUAUUAAAAUGUGUAAGCACCUAUAACUGAACUAUUGCUGUGACAUGUCUACUGCCAAUGUCAGGUCAUUUACCUGAAACUGUGUAUCUUUUUAAUGAAAUCUGAGUCCCAUCACUGUA